This is a messenger RNA of Moneuplotes crassus, 1621 nucleotides long. Lineage: Eukaryota; Ciliophora; Spirotrichea; Euplotida; Euplotidae. The record is from the annotation of a GenBank genome assembly.
AUAUUAUAAAUGUCAAACAUCCAUUCAGGAAAGAGAAGCCCUAGCUGUGACUUUAAUGAUAUUGAUGAAGGAGAAGGCAACGAAAUCGCAACUCCAGUAAACCAGUCAACCACCAAGAUGGAUGUAGAGACUUUGCUUAAGAAAUCCCAACAGUUUAGAGAUGAGAUUGACAGAAAAAGGGCUCAGAUUGAAACUUCUCCUCCAAGAGUACAGGAGUUCAGGAGGGAGCUCUCGCCCCAACAUGAUACAAGAAGCGUUCCUUUAGAUUACAAUGAGAGGUCGAAUGACGAUAAUUCAGAUCUUCAGUUUAAACGAAAAUAUACUGAACAAAAUUCGAAUGAAAUCGUUAUCCAAGAAAAUCAAAGCAAAUGAAAUACAUAUGAUUACAAUAGUAGUAAUAAUCAAAAUAUAAGGAAGAACUUUGAAGUGUCGAGUGACAGAAUCGACUCUCAAAACUACUAUAAGGGUUACAUGCAGUCCAAUCUCCUUAACACUCCUGAUGGGGAUACUCAGAACAUAAGCAAGUCAAAGAAGAAGGUUUCCAUUAGUAUGAACGAAACCCCGGGAAAUUUUAUCUCCAGAUACAAGAAUAAAAUGCAGAGGAAAAACAAUGUCUCUCCACCAUUGCAUGCUAAAGGAAGAAGUAGCAUAAUGGCUUCCCCUAAAACUGCUUUAUCCAAUAGAUCAACAACUACAGUUAAGAGUUAUAAUUUUAGGAUUGGUCAUUCGAACAAGAGCAAUAGGUUUACUGGGACUUCACCUAGAAAUCCUUACUACAAAAAGAAAUCUAGAGCUGCUACUAACGAAGGAUAUGCAGCCGCUCUGCAAAAGGAAUAUCAACACGAGCAGUUCCACAUGCAGACAAUUUCGAAACUGAUGAAAGAAAUUGAAGAUAUUAAGAUGCUUUACCAGUCAAGAGAGGAGAAACUUAGCAAUGAAAUUGCCCAAGAAAGAGAAAUGUUCAAACUCACUCUUGCGAACAAAGAUCAGAAAAUUAAAGACCAGGAGGCUAAUAUUCACAUGUUAGAGACCCUUGCUCAGGAGACUGAGUCCACUGGCAAAACUAAGGUCGAGCAUUUCGAAUCCACAAUUCAGGAAUGUGUCAAGAAGUUACAAGAUGAACAGUCUAUUAAUCAUCAGUUAAAAUAAUGAGAAUAAUACAUUGAAGAUACAAAUCGGUCAACUACAGAAGACAGUUGAGGGACAAAAAGCUGCUCACGAGAGUUUAAGAAAUCAAUUAGCCGAAGUUUACAAAGAAAAGCAGAGAGAGUCUCAACAGCAACAGAACUAUAACUACGUUCCUCAGACUAGAGAUAAUAUUGACGAAAGGCCAAAGAGUUAUUCUCAUCAAGUGAAUAAGAAGGAGCCUGAGCCUGAGAAAAUUCCAAUGACUAGCAGGUGGGCUAAACCAGUGAGUGAGAUAACAAAUCCUGCUGCUCCUUCUAGUACUAGCACUCCGAGGCCAGAUGGGUAUGGUUAUAAGAGCUCAUUUACAAGAAAUCCUAAUAAGGAAACAUGUAUGAUGGAGAAGUAUUGCUCAAAUUCGAUCGGACAAAUUCUUAACUGGGGGCAAUAGUCAUGGAGUAUUUAAAACAAUAAAUUUUUAAUUCAACAUGAGGCA